Messenger RNA from Oppiella nova, 1202 nucleotides. Lineage: Eukaryota; Metazoa; Arthropoda; Arachnida; Sarcoptiformes; Oppiidae. The record is from the annotation of a GenBank genome assembly.
CCGGGUUCACCACAUCGAGUUCGUACGCCACGCUCACCCCUCUGCAGCCGUUGCCGCCGAUCUCAACCAUGUCUGACAAGUUUACCCACCAUUACGGCCAUCCGGGGAACGGGGGCUUCACUCUAAUGCAUAUGCAAAACGCGAGUCUCGGUAUGAAUGCUAAUCAGUAUCAAUACGACAAACUGGGCUCUGCUAUGGCAGCCGCAGGACACCACCACCACCACCAUCACCACCACGUUAUUAACACUAACGGCGGUAUUCACUCACAUUCGUCGGCCAUCCCGUCGCCGCCAUACCACUCGAAUGGAUUACAUUCGCCCGACAAGAGUCUGUCCCCAACCAAUGGUUACGACUACACGUUAAGACAGGGCUCACCGCAGAGCCCCUCAUCUGUUAAUUUACAUUCGCCGACAUCAUUAAUGCCAGCCCUGAACGGCCUGCCAACGAGUCCGCCGUCGAGUCACAUGCCAUCCCCACCGCCAGCACAGGUGUCAUCGAUGAGUACGGUUCCCAUAACAGUAAGUGGUGUCCUUACUUCGGUCACUGCACCCCAACAGCUCACCCAAACUCAUGGCACCCAACACGUCAAGGUGGCCACCACUCUGACCGCUGCCCCGCAACCCAUCACAGUCUUACAUGCAGUCACUCCGACCCCCGCAGCCAUUGCACCGACCGCUCAGACGGUCACUAUAGUACAGGCGGCCACUGCAGGCAUUAGCAACUUAGCCACGACUAUAGUCUCCACACCUGUCGCUGUUGUCACCACUGCUAACGCUCUUCACCAACAGCAGCAACAACUCAAUCAAAUCAAACAACAACACAUCGUCACCAUUGGCACCACCGCUGGUCACAACGGCUCCAAACAGCCUAACAUACACUCCCUCUCUCUCAACAACAUCUCCAACAACAAUCAGACACAAACUCAGACCUCGUCCUCCGCCUCCAAUAACGGCGCCGACGAUAUCGAAGAAAUCAAUACCAAAGACCUCGCACAACGGAUUAGUGCUGAACUCAAGCGGUAUUCCAUACCUCAAGCCAUCUUCGCCCAGAGGGUAUUGUGUCGAUCCCAGGGAACUCUGUCUGAUUUGCUCCGUAACCCUAAGCCGUGGAGCAAACUUAAGUCCGGAAGAGAGACCUUCAGACGAAUGCAGAAGUGGUUGGAAGAGCCGGAGUUCCAGCGAAUGUCGGCUCUUAGACUUGCA